GAGAAAACGAAGAGAAAUCCAAAAGAUAAUCCGAAAGAUUAUUUUGAAAGAAAUUGUUUAUUUAAUUGGUUCAUUUAGAUUAUAUUAAUAUAAUAAAAAAUAGUCUGCAAAAAUUAUGGAAGAAUAUAUUUUGCUUGACAAUAUUAUUUUUGAAUCUUCUACUAGUGCUUCUUCAAGUGACAGCGAUGACGAUGAAGAAUUAUUAAAUAAUAACAGAAAUCAAAGACGUGUGCCAAAAAUUAGAAAUUAUGUAGAGCAUGUUGUUGCACUAUACACAGAUGUUGAAUUUAAAUCAUAUUUUAGAUUGGAAUGUAAUACCUUUUAUUUUUUGGUAUACUUAAUUGGACCAAAAUUGGAUAAUAUUCCAUUCAAAGGAAGGGAACAAAUUGAUGUUGUAAAACAAAUAUUAAUUACUAUUUAUGUAUUAGCAAACCAGAUUCAUUUCGUUCUAUAAGUGAACGAUUUAAUGUAUCUAAA
Messenger RNA from Trachymyrmex cornetzi, 477 nucleotides. RefSeq lists its product as uncharacterized. Lineage: Eukaryota; Metazoa; Arthropoda; Insecta; Hymenoptera; Formicidae. The record is from RefSeq and is a predicted model, not a curated record. The transcript has 2 exons. The coding region runs from base 116 to 454 and encodes 112 amino acids.